Messenger RNA from Paramecium tetraurelia, 927 nucleotides. RefSeq lists its product as uncharacterized. The transcript has 4 exons. The record is from RefSeq and is a predicted model, not a curated record. Lineage: Eukaryota; Ciliophora; Oligohymenophorea; Peniculida; Parameciidae.
AUGUUUUCAAGUGCUUUAAGUUAAAUGCUGGAGAUAAAGAAUAAGGAGUAUGAUGCUAAGCUCAUAAUGUAAAACAUAAGCAGCAUGGAAAAAUUAAACUAAAUUGAAAUGAUGGCUCUAUUGGAGAUCAUUUACUAAUGUAAGCAAUGUUCACAAAAGGACUAAAAAAAGGAAGAGAUAUUGAAUGAAUUACACUCUUUUCUUCAAAGUUAAUUGACAACUGAACGUGCAGCUGUGACUAAUACCAAUAACUUUUUGGAAUACAAAACUAAGUGUAAUGCCUCAAAUACAGGCGUUAUGAUACUCAAUCAUCAAGGAUAAUUUAUUCUGUCUGAUCAUAUAUCCAGAAACAUUUUAGAAAUAAACUCAAAAGAGGAGCUCGAACAAAAGAACCUUUUCUCACUUAUCAGCAAAGCCUCGGAACUCAAGCUCAGAUAGAUCCUCAAAAAUAAUUGUUUAUUGUAAACUGAAUAAACUAAGGGUUGUUUUGAUAUUGCGAUCUACUCAGACAGAAAUCGAAAGAAAAGUCUUAAGUACUUGAAUUAAAUGGCACAAGUACCUUUGAAAAAGAAGAUUAAAAAGAAUAUGACUGAAAAUGUGAAAUAAUUGUAAAAGGAACAAAUGUUAAUGGCAAAGUAUUUAAAACCAAUCAAAGUUACCAUGCUGAAAGUCAAUGUUCAAAUUCAUCAAGACUUUAUUGAAUCGUUCGCAGAUUCAAAUGAUAUAAUUUUAAGUAACUUAGAUGUUUUGGCUUAAACAAAUGCAAAUUAGUUGGUCAUUUGUGAAGUCAGAGAGUUAGAUUCCCAUCUAGGAUUAACAGUUUAAGAAUUGCUCUCGGAUCCUUACAUCUCUAAACAUGAAAUUAAAUGGAACAGAAGAGUAAGAAAGUUUAAAGGACAAAUUUCAGAUGACGAGUAUGAACUUUGA